CCCUGCACUGCAGCCACCUCUGCUGCUGAAUAGGCAGAUGCCCUGACUGAUUACUUCAGCUCCUCCCGGCCACACCAAUUUCCCCCAGGCACAUGCCCGCCACCUCUCCUCCCCUCCCCAGUGACUCCUGCCCAGAGAAUGUCCAGCCCUGCCAUAAAGGCCCAGGUGGCCACCAGCUGCUCUCAGUCAGAAGGCCACACAAUCCAAGAUGGGCUCCUCGCAGGCACCCCGGAGGGGGUGUGUGGGAGGGCAGGGGAUGAUGGCACUGCUGCUGGCUGGUCUCCUCCUGCCAGGGACCUUGGCUAAGAGCAUCGGGACCUUCUCAGACCCCUGCAAGGACCCCACACGUAUCACCUCUCCCAACGACCCCUGUCACUUUGGGAAGGGUGACCCCAGUAGCUUCAGUAGCCACGGCAGCUCCAGCAGUUCCAGCAGUUCCAGCAGUUCCAUUUCCAGUUCCAGUGGUUCCAGCGGUGGUUCCAGCGGUGGCUCUAGUGGUCCCAGUGGCUCCAGUGGUGGCUCCAGCAGUGGCUUUAGUGGUUCCAGUGGUUCCAGUGGUUCCAGUGGUGGCUCUAGCAGUUACAUUUCCAGUUCCAGUGGCUCCAGCGGUGGUUCCAGCGGUGGCUCUAGUAGUCCCAGUGGCUCCAGUGGUGGCUCCAGCAGUGGCUCUAGUGGUCCCAGUGGUUCCAGUGGUGGCUCCAGCAGCUCCAGUGUCACCCACGUUGGCUCUUCAGGACCGUUGCUAUUUAAGCCAGGGGCAGGGUAUUCCCAGAGCAGCUUCUCCUCUGGGUCUGGCUCUAGUCUGCAUGGUGCAGCCAGCUCCUCACAGUGGGGCAGCAGCAGCUCCCACUCAGGGCCUGGCCCAGCCCUACCAGCCAAUGAUGGUUCCUCCCACUUCAUAAUAAGCUCUUCCCAGUCUGGAGGAGGCUCAAGCUCUUCUGGCUCCCAAACUUCCUGGUCCAGCAGUGGGGGCCAAAGGGUCAACUCUAACUUACACCCCUGUAGUUCGGAUAUUCCUGACUCUCCCUGCAGCGGGGGGCCUAUCGUCUCGCACUCUGGCUCCUACAUCUCCAGCUCCCACUCCGUGUCAGGGGGUCAAAGGCCGGUGGUGGUCGUGGUGGAGCAGCAUGGCUCUGGUGGCCCCGGAGUGGUUCAAGGUGGCCCCUGUAGCAAUGGUGGCCUUCCAGGAAAGCCCUGCCCCCCCAUCACCUCUGUGGACAAAUCCUAUGGCAGCUAUGAGGUGGUGGGUGGCUCUUCUAACAGUUAUCUGGCCCCAGGCAUGACCUACAGUGGGGGCAAAAUCUACCCUGUGGGAUACUUCACCAAAGAUAACCCUGUCAGAGGCUCUCCAGGGGUCCCUUCCUUUGCAGCUGGGCCCCCCAUCUCUGAGGGAAAAUACUUUUCUAGCAACCCCAUCAUCCCCAGCCACAGCUCUUCCAGUUCCAGCAUCUACCAGUCGGGAGCUUCCUCAGCCAUCGUAUUCCAGCCAGUGGGCUCUGGUGGAGUCCAGCCCUGUGGAGUUGGCUCCACAGGCCCUAAGGGGCCUUGCUCUCUCUCCGGUUCUGGAGUCCACAGCAGUUCUAGUGUUUCCAGCAGUUCUGGUUCACCCUACCAUCCCUGUGGCAGUGUUUCCCAGGGGCCCUGCUCCUCAGCAGGCACUGGCUCUUUCAGUGGCAGCUCCAGUUCCCAAUCUACUGGCAAAAUCAUCCUUCAUCCCUGUGGCAGCAAGUCCAGCUCUUCUGGUCACCCUUGCAUUUCUGUUUCCUCCUCGACACUGAGUGGAGGUCCCGAUGGCUCUCCCCAACCAGAUCCCUCAGCUGGUGCCAAGCCCUGUGGCAGCUCUGGAAAGAUGCCCUGUCGCUCCAUCCGGGACAUCCUGGCCCAGGAGAAGCCUCUGGGGCUCCAGCCAGCUGACCCUGGAGCUUUCCUACCCCAAGGAGAGUUACUUGACAGCCCGUAAGUCAGUUUUUGCAACACUCAUGUGUGAGCAUACACACACACACACACACACACACACACACACACACACACAC
This is a messenger RNA of Hipposideros armiger (great roundleaf bat), 2033 nucleotides long. It is a transcript of the gene CDSN, whose product is annotated as corneodesmosin. Gene Ontology annotation, biological process: skin morphogenesis; cell-cell adhesion. The record is from RefSeq and is a predicted model, not a curated record. Lineage: Eukaryota; Metazoa; Chordata; Mammalia; Chiroptera; Hipposideridae. Bases 209 to 1960 code for a protein of 583 amino acids. Gene Ontology annotation, molecular function: protein homodimerization activity. The transcript has 2 exons.